AUGGGCUUUUUGCUCGGGCCAAAGACGGCCCUUUUCCUAGCAGUAUCUGCUGCCCUUAGUUCUCUGACAGUAGCAGAUCUCUGCUCGACCCUGCAAAACGCCGGCAUCAAGGUGGAGUGGCCGCUCGCCCUGGACUAUGACGCUGACUUGCUCCAUUACUGGUCUGCGGCCUGCUCAGACCUGAAGCCGAGGUGCAUGCUCAGCCCGUCCAGCGCACAGGAGGUCGCCGACAUCAUCGUCGCCUUGCAGAACACCACCGAUCUGUUCGCUGUCAAGUCGGGCGGGCAUAUGCCCAACCAGGGGUUCGCCAGUAUCCAGGACGGCCUGCUCAUCUUGACCAAGAACCUCAACGAUGUGAUCUACGAUCCCAAGACGCAGACCGCCGUCGUGGGCCCUGGCCUGUCUUGGGAAGAGGCUCAAGAUAAGCUCGACGGCACGGGCCGAGCCCUCGUGGGCGGGCGAUUGGGCGGAGUCGGUGUUGGAGGCUAUCUUCUUGGAGGUGGAUUAAGCUUUCUCAGCUCGCAGUACGGCUGGGCGGCGAAUAAUGUCGUCAACUACGAGGUGGUUCUUGCCAAUGGGACCAUCGUCAACGCCAAUGCAAAGGAGAACUCGGAUCUGUUUGCCGCUCUGAAAGGGGGCGGGAAUAACUUUGGUAUCGUGACCGCUUACACGUUGCAAACCCAACCGCUGGAUCACAAGAUCUGGGGCGGCAAUUACGUUUUCACAGCAACAGAGAGCACGACGUCGAAGAUCCUCGCAGCGCUUCGGGACUUCACCGAGCACUAUCCUGAUGAAAAGGCAGGGAUCAUCGUCACGACAGAGCAUACGGCCCUUCUCAACCUUUGGAUUAUUUUCCUGUUCUACGACGGCCCUAGUCCUCCCCCGGGCGUAUUCGACUCGUUCAAAGCGAUUGGACCGGAUCUGGACACGACCAAGACAUGGGACAAAUACACUGAUCUGCUCAAAUAUAAUGAUAUAUAUAUCCUGCACGGCCAACGAUACACCAUCGCAACUGAAACGACGCCUCUUCCGAACAAGACAGUCGGCGCAGAGGUCAUGCAGUCCUACUACGACCACUGGUUCAACGUCACCAACACGGUGCUCACCGUGCCGAACGUCAUCGGCUCAUUCGCGUUCCAGCCUAUGCCACGUAACAUAACCAGCAAAGCGAAGAGCUUGGGAGGUGACCUGCUCGACUUCCCCACAGACCAGGACUACAUCCUCUUCGAAUUCGACUUCUCGUAUGCCUUCGCCGCAGACGACGAGACCAUCGACGCCGCGACGCAGAACGUCUACGCGGGCAUGGACGCCCUCGUCCAGGACCACAUUGCGCGGGGGCUGCUCCCGGACGUGUACCGGCCGCUGUUCAUGAACGAUGCAUACUUCCGGCAGGACUACUGGGGGCGGAUCCGCACCAAGGAGCAGGCGCUGCAGACGAGGCUGAAGUAUGACCCGGAGGGGUUCUUCCAGAAACGGACGAGUGGGGGGUUCCGGCUGUCUUGA
Messenger RNA from Rasamsonia emersonii CBS 393.64, 1503 nucleotides. Its product is annotated as FAD dependent oxidoreductase. The coding region runs from base 1 to 1503 and encodes 500 amino acids. The record is from RefSeq and is a predicted model, not a curated record. The transcript has 7 exons. NCBI's taxonomy places the organism in Eukaryota, Fungi, Ascomycota, Eurotiomycetes, Eurotiales, Trichocomaceae. Gene Ontology annotation, molecular function: FAD binding.